This is a messenger RNA of Ostrinia furnacalis (Asian corn borer), 808 nucleotides long. Its product is annotated as vacuolar protein sorting-associated protein 29-like. NCBI's taxonomy places the organism in Eukaryota, Metazoa, Arthropoda, Insecta, Lepidoptera, Crambidae. The record is from RefSeq and is a predicted model, not a curated record. The coding region runs from base 1 to 360 and encodes 119 amino acids. The transcript is spliced from 3 exons.
AUGGAUAACGCUACAUAUCCAGAGCAGAAAGUGAUCACAGUCGGUCAGUUCCGUAUCGGCCUCAUUCACGGUCACCAAGUCGUCCCAUGGGGCGAUGAGGAAUCAUUAGCUCUGGUGCAGAGGCAGUUGGACGUGGACAUCCUAAUCUCGGGCCAUACUCAUCGGUUUGAAGCUUACGAGCAUGAAAACAAGUUCUAUAUCAACCCUGGAUCUGCUACUGGCGCUUAUAGCCCCCUCUUCAGAAACGCAACCCCAUCGUUUGUGUUGAUGGACAUCCAAAGCUCAACAGUGGUCACCUAUGUCUACAAACUAUUAGGAGACGAAGUCAAAGUAGAAAGGAUUGAAUAUAAGAAAGCAUAAAACUAAUUUGUAUAUUGAGAUGUAAUUAUUAUUGUAACUAGAUAUUAUAGUAAACAAUAAGGUGUAAUCAAUGAAUCUUCUAUGGAGAGGUCUAUUUAACUGAACAUCUAUCAUAGUCUCAUAAACAAACAAAAAACUUCACGGUCACGGUCUAUUUCACUUUGAUCACCUGGAUUUGAUCACCCAAGUCUUCAAAGUGAAUUCCAGGCGACACUUUGGUGCCCUUGAUCACCCAAGGAUAAAAUCACCUAAGUGAUCAAAUUGGACUUCUUAUCCAUGGGUGAUCAAAGGACACCAAAGUGUCGCCUGGAAUCCACUUUGAUCACCUGGGUGAUCAUAUCCAGGUGAUCAAAGUGGAAUAGACCGACGUCACGGCUGCGAGGUGCGCAGUUUAAUAACUCGACUAGGUUGUACAUCCAUCAUCAUAGGCUCAUAAUAAUUAACUUUU